AUGACUUUCGUGAAUGGAUUGGUUGGUCCUGGAGUUCUUCCCAUAGUUCAAGCAAAUCAAACUCACGCCAACCCCGUUAUUGUUGUCAUCGUUCCCAAGGUUGAUGGAGACGUAGGCACUGUUGCCUUUUUUCGUCCCCUAUUGGGUCAGUUUCAUGCUCUAUUUUUGGAAAAGUAUGUACCCCAAACUUUGAGAGAUCGCAAGAAGGAUGAGUUCAUGGAUUUAGAGCAGGGGUGUAUGACUGUAGCUACUUAUGAGGCUAAGUUACAUGCCUUGUCUAGAUCUAAUCAAUUUUCUUUUCAUAUUUGCUACUUGAAUAUGAAAAAGCAGUACAAAGUGGAUGGUGAUGAAGAUGCAUCAUUAAUGGAAGUUCCCAUAUCCUUUAUCAGAUCCCAAGAAUCAAAAGUUGAUGACUUGCAAAUUAUGAGUAAGCAACACAAAAUUGACGAUGAUGAGGAUGCAAUACUAGUGGAAGUUCCAAUAUCUCUUACCGCACUUGAUGAAGUAAAAACCGAUGUUUUCGAGAAUGAGAUGAUUCCCAAAAAUAUGCAUUACGUGCAUACUUAUACAUUUGAAAAGAGAAGACAAAACUGGAUCAUCAAGAAUACUUCUCGUCCAUGUGGUUCAAUUAGCGAUUACGUCUACUAUCAUAUCGAGACAAACAAAAAGUUUCGUUCUUUGAUUGAGGUUUACAAUUUUGUUGUGUAUGGGGAUGUUCGUGAAACAAAGAGGAGAUUAAGCAAAUCUAAAGAAACAUUGCAGGUGAGACCGAGACAUAAACCACAUAUUCGAGUUAACAAGUUGAUCAAACAUUAUGUAGUUGGAACAUGUACUGAAUCUUGCAAGGGGGUUUACAUAAAAAAUCGGCGAGACGUUCACUACCUAUUUGAACGUGGCAUCCCUUCAAAUAUUGAGAAAAAGCGAAAAAGAGAAAACGAAGAUUUAUAUGGAUUUCAACAAAUAAACUUGAGAAAUGAAACAGCACAUAUGGACUCAAUAGAUUCUGCAUUAAGGACUCCAGUACAAUCCUUUUUUUACCUUUGGGAUUUUGAGCUCGUACAUAUAAAAGAGAGGCCAACAAAGAAAGUUUCAGUUCCAGAUAUUGUGGAAUUGGAGAAGAAGGAGUCGGCUAUUGACUUACUGAAUUUGCACAAAGACAUAUUGGAAGCUCAGAGGAGGUCUGGGGUUGAUGAGCAGCUGAGGUUAUUUUUGUUGAGAGCUAGUAUGAGUGAAGCUUCAUCCAGCUCAAUGCAAGCAGGGGUAGGACUUAUUAGCGGAGUUGAUGUUGUGAUGGAGUCUCAAACUCUAACUGCUACACCACUAGCUUUUGAGGGGAUUCUUGAGGUCUCAUUUAGUGCGCCAGCCGCUACCGCUACCACUAUUCAUGUUUCGGGAGAUACAAAAGCGUCAGCACCAUUUACAGACUCUGAAGCCUAG
Messenger RNA from Solanum verrucosum, 1437 nucleotides. RefSeq lists its product as uncharacterized. NCBI's taxonomy places the organism in Eukaryota, Viridiplantae, Streptophyta, Magnoliopsida, Solanales, Solanaceae. The record is from RefSeq and is a predicted model, not a curated record. The transcript has 9 exons. Bases 1 to 1437 code for a protein of 478 amino acids.